GACGACGAUAACAACAAGGAAGGUUCCUCAAUGCAGUUGCUCUUCCUGCUAGAAAUAGCAACCGCAUUUUCUUUAAACUGUUAUAUCUGAAAGGUUUUUUUUUUGUUUUUAAAAAAGAUAGAAGUACUCAUUAGAUGUGAUCCUGUAGACUACUGCCCAAAAGCAGAAGAAACAAAAACAAAAACAAAAGCAUUAUUAAACAAAAACAGAAAAGCAUGGCAGUAAUGGCCGGUAUGCCUGUGAUCAUAGGUCUGUUCGAUUAGGGCUGAUCUAGGGUUGAUCAGCAACAAUAGCAACAGCAAACCAGCGCCUCUAUCUUACCGCCUCCGUCUUAUCGCCUCCAUCUUACCGCCUCCAACUUACCGCCUCCAUUUUACCGCCUCCAUCUCACCACCACCACCACAACCAUCAUUAUCAACAUCAUCAUCACCAUCGUCGUCACUAUCAUCGUAUUCAACAAAAUAACAUUCAACAACUACAAAUACUGACAAGGACGACAUAAUUUCAGAAGAAAACAUCAACCUUGCCGUUGAUUUAUAAAUUUCAUCGUCUCCUGAUCAACCCCACUCUCCUCCGCUUUCACCCCGUCCUACUCCUCCUCCUCCUCCUCCUCAUCAUCAUCAUCAUCAUCACCGACGUUAUCAUCAUUGCCAUCAUCCUCACUUGACGUACACAAAUGGAUUCGUCAAUGUCCUACUGGUCAAUUGUGAUCGCCCUCAAUUGGUUUUUUCACGGGACCCUUUCAAUAACGACAGUGCUCCCCACUGUAAACAACAACAACACCAACAACACCAACAACAUCGACACCAGCAGCGACACCAUAGAGAUCAAAGUCGGCGUACUCGGACUGGAUUAUGAAGGCUACCCUUUCAGUAUACCCCGAAUAGGUCCGGCUAUCGAACAGGGUAUCGAACGGGUCAACAAUGAGAUGCUUAAUUCCAGUUUCAAAUUGACACCUGUUAUCAAAGUCUACGGCCAUUAUUGCGCAACAAGCAAAGCACCAGGCAUGGCAGCCGAGUUGUUCUACCACGAUAAAAUCGUAGCAUUCCUCGGUCCAGCCUGUACAUAUGCCGUCGAACCGACCAGCCUCAUGGCAUCGUAUUGGAAUAUUCCGUUAAUUACAGGUCUUGGUGAUAAUGGAAAGUUCAAAAACAAAACCAUUUAUACAACGAUGACCCGAAUGUCGUUUUGCCAGUGUAGAAUCCGCCGAGUACUCGCCAGUGUCUUCCGCUAUUACCAUUGGAAAAACGUCUCACUUAUAUAUGACGUCAGUGACGCUAAUUCGGAUGUGCUGGGAAACACCUUGAAAGACGGUCUUGUGAAGUCUGGUUUUGAACCGAACGUUAUUUCUUUCAAUGGAAUUUUUAACACUAGCUUAGGUUAUUAUUUACGGUCAGCAUCUAGUAGAUCCAGAAUAAUUCUCUUAAUAGUUCCCGGAGAAACGAAGAGGAAAUUUCUACUGGAAGCCUACAAUAUGGGUUACAUUGACGGUCAGUAUGUCUUUAUCGACAUAGUCAUGUUUUUGUUUGAUGGUGAAUACGUUGGAAACCAUGACUGGAAAAGAAUGGACGGCCAGGAUAUCAUUGCUAAGAAGGCGUUCGAAGCUUUACUCCGAGUGUCGCUUUACAUUCAAUAUGGAGAGAAGUGGGAUGAAUUUGAGAAGAACGUGAAAGAAGUAGCUCAAAGAAAAUAUAACUUCACCUUCGGAGAAGAAAAGGCAAAUUAUCUCAUUGGUACUUUUUAUGAUUCGGCAAUUUUGUAUGGUUACGCUCUUAACGAAACACUUGAAAGUGGUGGAAACAUUCGGAAUAGUACCGACAUCACUAGAAGAAUGUGGAAUCGUAAUUUUACAGGUAUAACUGGAGAAGUGGUUAUUGAUGAUAACGGAGACCGAGAAUCAAGUUUCUCAAUUCUGGAUAUGAAUCCUAUCACUGGGAAAUUUCAGGUCGUGGGUCAUUAUCUUGCUAACAAACCCUAUUAUGAACCUGUCCCUGACGUAAAAAUUCACUGGCCUGGAAAUUUACUGGAGCCUCCUCCCAAUGAACCUCGUUGUGGAUUUCUUGGAGACAAUCCGGCUUGUAUUAAAAGACAGGGCAUUCCCAUUUAUGUGUACAUCUUACUGGCUGUUUUUGGGAUAGGCCUGUUAUUAAUGAUCGUUGGUUUCAUUGUCAAUAGGCGAAACCAGGAGAAGAAGAAUAUGGAGGCUAUGGGAUGGAGGAUUGACCUAAGCGAAAUCAAAUUUGGUACCACCAAACUCCGUAGUGGCGCCAGUGUGAACUUUUGUGGAAGUCAAAUUAGUGCUCAGUCAUCCAAAUCGAAAAUAGCUUCAAUUGUUUCAGAAAAUCAAAUAUUUAUUCAGACAGCUAUUUACAAGGGAGCGCCUGUGGCAGUGAAACGAUUACCUUUUCCAGAUGUUGUUUUAAGCAAGCCUCUGAUUAGGGAAUUAAAUGAGAUUCGCCGAACACACCACCAAAACCUGGUUCAUUUUAUUGGCGCCUGUAUUGAAAAAGGUGCAGUGUUAAUAUUAAAUGAAUACUGUAACAAAGGCAGUCUUCAUGAUCUUUUUGCUAACGAAACAGUCACAUUGGAUCAAGAUUUGCGUAUUUCUUUCAUCAAAGAUCUUGUGAAGGGAAUGAUCUUUCUGCACGAUUCUGAUAUAAAGUCGCACGGACGGUUAACCUCUUCCAACUGUGUUAUUGAUGGACGCUUCGUAUUAAAGGUCUCUGACUAUGGACUUGGUCAGCUCUAUAAACAGAAUAUCUACCCUCCGAAGUUCAGUGAGGAAUACAAAAAACUGUUAUGGCGAGCUCCAGAACAUCUCAGAUCUACGAUGCCAGUACGAGGCUCACAGAAAGGCGAUGUCUAUUCAGUAGGUAUCAUUAUGCAGGAAAUACUUUAUGAGUGUCUCCCAUUUGAAUCUGAAAGUUCGACUUUAACUGAAGAAGAAAUCGUAAGCAGAGUUGAAGCUGGUCUGAAACCUCCAUUUCGCCCCACUUUGGAGACACCAUCCGAAUUUUUUUGCGAAUUGAUACAAAAAUGCUGGAGGGAAAAUCCAGACGAUAGACCUGAUUUGAAAAUAAUCUUAAAUAUCAUUAAGUCCAAGAAUAAAGGGAAAGAUAAAGACAUAAUGGAGACUCUUUUGGGAAGAAUGGAAAUGUAUGCUUCAAACUUACAGUCCUUGGUUGACGAACGAACUGUACAGCUGGAAACAGAGCGAAAGAAAUUGGAAACACUCUUACAUCAAAUUCUACCAUCAUCAAUUGCAAACCAACUGAAGCUCGGUAAACCUGUAGAACCGGAAUCAUUUGAUUGUGUAUCAGUGUUCUUCAGUGAUAUUGUGGGAUAUACAGAUCUCUCGUUCAGCAGUACACCUUUAGAGAUUACGACUCUUUUGAAUGAUUUGUACAGCGCAUUCGAUUCCGUGCUUGAAAAUUUCGAUGUUUACAAGGUUGAAACGAUUGGAGAUGCUUAUAUGGUGGCGUCUGGUUUGCCUAUACGUAACGGCAAAAAACAUGCCGGAGAAAUAGGACGGAUGUCUCUUCAAUUGUUGCAGAAAGUUAGUACUUUUGUUGUGAAGCACCGCCCUAAAGAAGUCCUGAAGCUGAGAAUAGGUAUUCAUUCAGGUCCAUGUGUAGCUGGUGUAGUUGGUGUCAAGAUGCCGAGAUAUUGUUUGAUCGGAGACACUGUGAAUACAGCGUCCAGGAUGGAAUCUACUGGAGAAGCUUUAAAGAUCCAUUGUUCAGCAAUGACGAAGCAACUAUUGGACGAAAUUGGUGGAUUUUUUAUCGAACUUAGAGGAGAUAUAGACGUUAAGGGUAAAGGUAUUAUGAAGACAUAUUGGUUAAAGGGAGAGCAGGACGUGAACACAGAAAAACCAGACCCAUACUGUCUAACACCACCUUCAGAGUAAAAGUAGAUGCGAUAGAUGAGCAGGAGAGAAUUAUAUGAGAACAGAAGAGAGAGAGAACGUGAUAUAUAAAUAGAUAGAUAGAUAGAUAGAUAGAUAGAUAGAUA
This is a messenger RNA of Octopus sinensis (East Asian common octopus), 4014 nucleotides long. Its product is annotated as atrial natriuretic peptide receptor 1-like. Bases 677 to 3910 code for a protein of 1077 amino acids. The record is from RefSeq and is a predicted model, not a curated record. Gene Ontology annotation, cellular component: membrane. Gene Ontology annotation, biological process: receptor guanylyl cyclase signaling pathway; cGMP biosynthetic process; protein phosphorylation. The transcript has 23 exons. Gene Ontology annotation, molecular function: peptide receptor activity; ATP binding; protein kinase activity. NCBI's taxonomy places the organism in Eukaryota, Metazoa, Mollusca, Cephalopoda, Octopoda, Octopodidae.